Penicillium chermesinum is the source of this 714-nucleotide messenger RNA. Its product is annotated as ankyrin repeat domain-containing protein. Bases 1 to 714 code for a protein of 237 amino acids. Gene Ontology annotation, molecular function: protein binding. The record is from RefSeq and is a predicted model, not a curated record. The transcript has 2 exons. Lineage: Eukaryota; Fungi; Ascomycota; Eurotiomycetes; Eurotiales; Aspergillaceae.
AUGUACUCUGAGAGUCUCGAAACAGCCGACCUUCACGAUGUGAUGAUGGAAGCAAUUCAACUGGACCAAGUCGAAUUCGUUUCACUACUUCUCUCUCAUGGCUUCCUGAUAAAGCCUUCUUUUACUCGAAAGGCAACAGUAUGCAAGGCGAAGCGUGUUCUCGAAUGUUUUUUCGGAGCUGGAUGGGACAUAAAUGAGCCAGUUGAUGUUUUAAUACCUCCUGUGCUCUGCUACGCGGUAACAGACGCCGAUAUGACCAGUUGGUUUCUGGAACAUGGUGCGAACCCUAAUACGCGAUGCGAGGUAGACUGCACCCCGUUAUCCUAUGCUGUUCGAAAUGCACCUCUGAGUGUCAUCGAACUAAUGCUAGACCGUGGAGGGGACGUGGGGAAAGGACAACUUCUUCAGUAUGCCGUUUGUCGAGACGAGGGGCUUGAAGAUGUCAUUUCCCUGCUCGUCGAAAGAGGUGCCCCUUUGAACGCAACAAUGUGUCAGGAUGGCCCGACAUUGAUGCGAUUCUUUCCUAUGAGCCUAGGGACUGCGUUGCACGUGGCAACAGAGCAGAGAAAGACGAAUGCAAUCCGCCUUCUAAUUCAUCUCGGAGCAGACACUGAGGUGAAGGACGCGAACGGUGAUACUGCUUUAGAAUGGGCACAAAAAUGGAAUAAAGCAGAAAUGGUGCAGCUGUUGAGAGACUUGGGAUGUCGUUCCUAA